Impatiens glandulifera is the source of this 1782-nucleotide messenger RNA. RefSeq names its product protein NRT1/ PTR FAMILY 1.2-like. NCBI's taxonomy places the organism in Eukaryota, Viridiplantae, Streptophyta, Magnoliopsida, Ericales, Balsaminaceae. The record is from RefSeq and is a predicted model, not a curated record. The coding region runs from base 1 to 1782 and encodes 593 amino acids. Gene Ontology annotation, molecular function: transmembrane transporter activity. The transcript is spliced from 5 exons. Gene Ontology annotation, biological process: transmembrane transport. Gene Ontology annotation, cellular component: plasma membrane.
AUGAUUCCACAAGCAAGGCCUACUCCAUGUGUAGAUUCAUCCAACGACAACUUAUGUAUCUCCCCAACAAUCUUUCAACUCAUGUUUUUGUGCUCUUCGUUCUUGCUCAUGUCCAUUGGAGCUGGGGGUAUCCGGUCGGCUUCAAUGGCCUUCGGCGCAGAUCAGCUCCAAGAUGACGCACAGAGCUUGAACAGAACAGGUGCCAUGGAGACUUACAUAAACUGGUACAGUGCUACCUCCGCAUUGUCAGUUGUGAUUGCGAUGACAUUUAUUGUGUAUAUUCAAGAUAACUUGGGCUGGAAAAUUGGCUUUGGGGUUCCUUUAGUGCUCAUGUUCUUGUCAGCCCUUUCGUUCUUCUUGGCUUCCUCUUUGUAUGUGAAAUCAAAGCCGAAUUCCAGCUUGAUCACAGGGUUGAUUCAAGUGAUAGUAGCUUCUUUCAAGAAGAGAAAUCUUUCAUUGCCAUCAAAUGAAAAUGAUUUGUUGUAUCACCACGAUAUGAAUUCUGUACUAACCUUUCCUAGUGAGAAAAUAAGGUUUUUGAACAAAUCUUGUAUGAUUGAAGAUCCAAAUGAGGACCUUAGUCCAAACGGAAGUGCAUCAAAUCCAUGGACCCUUUGCACUGUGGAUCAAGUAGAAGCCUUGAAGAAACUAAUCAUGCUAAUCCCUCUUUGGUCCACAGGAAUCCUCAUGUCAGUAAAUAUCAGUCAACCGUCAUUCCCAGUCCUGCAAGCCGGUUCAAUGGACAGACACAUCACACAAAAUUUUCAAAUACCAGCCGCAACCUUCUCCAUGUUCACGAUCAUUUCCUUGGUGGCUUGGGUAUUGCUAUACGACCGCAUACUCAUUCCAGUGGCAUCUUAUAUUCUAGGAAGGCCUGCACGGUUGAGCCCCAUCACUAGGAUGGGACUAGGGAUAUUCAUGUCAUUCUUAUCUGUGGUUGUGGCAGCUUACGUGGAGAGUGUGAGGCGAUCUGUUGCAAUAAAAGAAGGGCUUGUGGAUAAUCCGAAAGGUAUGGUUCCAAUGUCUGCGUUUUGGCUAUUGCCUCAACACAUGUUGAUGGGUGUGGCGGAGGCACUCAAUAUGGUGGCUCAGAUAGAGCUGUAUAUGUGUGAGUUGCCUAGAGGUAUGACUAGCAUUGCGGCUAAUCUUUCAACCAUUUCCAUGGGUUUAGGCGGAAUAUUAGCUAGCUUUAUAAUGAAUACCAUUGAUGGGAUUACCAAAGGAGGAGGAAAUGAGAGUUGGCAUUUUGAGGUUCCAUAUGGUGUUAUAAUGUCUUUCUUCCCCAGUGGAAAAACAGAAGCUACUAAUACAUUCUCAAUGAGCUAUGACUCUACUAAUCUGACAAAUGUUAACACUGAUGAUUCUGUUCGUGAUGAACAACUCAAUGCAACCCACAUUUCAGAAAGAAAUAAUGAAUACAUAAACGGAUCUAGUGAUGCUGUUUCCCCAGCAUUUCCAUCUAUAGUAUCUCCAGAAGCUUUACCACCCAAUUCGAAUGCGAAUCUCGAUAGUAGCUCAUUAAAUUCGGACAGUUAUUCCUCUAUAGAAAAUGCCCCUUCUCCAAUGAGUCAAUCGUUUGAAAAGAAAAUGUCAGAUGUUGUGUCGAUUGCUGAAAUGAGAGCCUUGUUGUUUGAGAGCCGUUCUUCAUUGUUCUCAACGAAACCGGGAUGGUCUUCCAUGGUGGAUAACAAUUUGACAGAGGUGAAGUCACAAAUAGUGAACUCACAGAAUCUGGAAAGUAAUUCUGAACUCUAUGCUCCACUUUUUCGAAAUGAGUUAUGA